GGUGAACAUGCGAGAGAGCCUAAACACAACAUGAAAGUGUGAGUUUUGUGCACGCGCGUAUAACAAAAAGAAAGGGGGAGGGUCGACUUCUCUUUUGUGUGUACGCGAAAUUCAGUAACUCGCGGCGUGCACAGGACACGGCUUGUAGAGGAUGUGAACGCGCAACGGUAAGGGAGCGUGCAGCACUAAGAAAAGGCUAAUGACAACGGGAACAAGGAAGAUACUAGAGGUUGCAGUGUGUUUUAAAUGAAAAUGGUGGUUCCUGAAAAUACUACAAUUUCACAGCAACUGGACAAAGCGUUGGAGUGUGAGAGGGGACUGGAUUCAGUAGACUGCAGUUCUUUGCUAGUGCAAGAAGUCCAGUCUGAGCCAGGUGGCCUGGAACUAGAAGAAGUUCGGAAGCUACAGGAACUAGUGAGGCAGUUAGAAAUUCAGGACCAGCAGCUCCGAAACCGCAGUAGUUGUGUUGUGAACAAGAGCCUGCUUGGGGCAAAUACUAGCAGCAUUAAUGUUGGAUUUGGUAACUUGAAAGCAGAUAAGAGUAAAGUCCUUCACAACAGCAUUAACACCAAGUGGGAGGAACAAGAACGGCAAGUGAUGAUGGACAUCCAGAAUAAAUUGGGUUGCAUUAGGUCUUCUGAAAAAGAGAACAGUGUGGUUAUAACAACAGAGCCUGAAAAGCGAGUGCUGUGUAGCAGUAUUGCUUCAGGGGACAUGUCUCGUAGCUCAGAACCUGUGAAUAGUACAGACACACCCAGUGAUGGAAUAAUAAGCAAUUACCUGUGUCUGGAUGGCAUUGCUUGUACCAAGUCUGUGGAGGAUGCACUUUGUUCAGAAAGUGAUUCUGUAGUGAGAACACGACAGUCAGAUGUGCCAAGUGACAGCAGUGUGGAUUCUCUAAUGGACAAAUCAGCACUGGAUGAAAUUGAACUCCUGGAUCUUGACAACUGUAGUGAAGAUGAGGAAGACCAGUGGUUGUAUAUCUCUCCUAAGAAGCAACCUCCUGCUGAAUUGAGGGAAGACAACCCCUUAAAAUGGUGUCGACAGAUCCUUGAUCAUCCAAGUCCAGAAACAGAAGCCACCUGCCGAACUUUUCUGACCAGACUUGACCAAGCCAGCAGUAGGUGGAGAAGCCUGUACUGCAGUUCUGUGGCAUCACCAAGUGUUUGUGGCUCAAACUCAGAUGUGAGCACCUGUAGCAAUGCGCUUAACUCUCCUGGGUACCUCAAAUCGACUAACAAGGCAGUACUAACCAGUGGCAGUACAGGUUAUUUAAGUAUGCACUCUGCUCUGAGCUCACAAUCUUCCAUAGAUAGUGAACUUAGUACAUCAGAUGACUCCAUCUCAAUGGGGUACAAACUCCAGGACUUGACCGAUGUUCAAGUAAUGGCUCGUCUACAGGAAGAAAGCCUGCGACAGGAAUGUGCUAGUUCAGCCUCAGUAUCCCGGCGAAGCUCAAGUGCCUCUCUGAGCUCCCUAAGGAGGGGAACUUACAGUGACCAGGAAUUUGACACCUACAGUCUAGAAGAUGAAGACGACUAUGACUGUGCUGUCUCCUGUCGCAGUGCACAUAGAUACUCCCCAUCUCCGCUAAGUUCACCACGUUGUCCAUCACCUACUACAGUAGGAGAUAACAAAGGGUCUGCAUCUCGUAUACGUCCACCACGAAGGUCACUGCAGGGGCCUACACCAGAUCUCAUGUCUUUUUCAACAGAAGGAGAGAUACGACGUAGCAUGCCCAACCUUGCCAGAACGAGUCUUCGCUCUCUGGAACUGGUAAAGAGCAGUAGAAGUUUGGAAUCAAAUUUGCAGGUGCCAAAUAGCCGCUUGUCCAGGAUUCAGCAGCCAUCCACAGGAGCAACUUCAAGUAAACUACGUUGUUCUUCCAGCAGUGGACAGUCUCCAUUGUCAGUUCGACAGCCAAUAAAAGCAGUCGGGGACACCUGUUCUUUAGCAACCAAGCAGGCAGUAAAAGCUGCAACACAAGCUAGUCCAAUUAGUGGUGUCCGCAGGUUGCAGUCACCUGGUUCCAGCUCAGGGUCAUCAAGCAGCAUGUCUUCUGGACGAGUAGCUAGUGCUGGAAGCAAAGCUGCAUCUGUUCGUUCUCGCACAGCCCAAGGAGGUGCAUCUGGUUCUAAGAGUAAAUUAAUGCAGCCUUCAAAGAGGUCUCUGCCACUGUCCAAGACUUCCAGCACCACUGCCACAGAUGACUCCUGGAAGGAGGGCUGUUACUGAUGAAGGCCAAAGAACAUAGGGACUGUAGUUGCCUGAAGUGGCACCAUCCCAGCUGGCUGGGCAUGGGAACUUUUUUUUUAAAUAUACUCUCUUGCUCCUAAUAGUGCCACAGAGUCACUCAUCAGACUUUUAACAUGCCAGUAAAGAACCAUCCAACACACAGGGCUACUGAGUCUACAGAUUAGACAUUUUUUGCAUUCCAGUUUUUUACUAGUUUAUACAGUGACAUUGUAGUUGUCUUGCUGUUUGUUCCUUUCAGCUGUACAAAAAGAAAAUAAGGUGAAGUUGUUUUUAAAAGUUUGUCUUAACAUUUCUUUCAUUUUGUAACCGAUGCGCACACGUGCACCCACACACUGUGGAAUUCUUAAGCUAGUUGGUAUGUAGGUGUAAGCUCAGAUGUAAAAUAAUUUUCUAGAAAGUUGAAAUAAUGACCAAAUUCAAAAGUGAUUUUGUGUAAGGGAUGAGUUCUGUGAGAGCUUGAGGUGGUUAAGGCCACUACAGAAAUGGCAACAGCUUUUUUUUUCUGAUUCUAUUUAUUUUUACAUUGUCAGCAUUAAAUUGAGGCUGAUAACAUUCACAUUAAUUGGCACAUUCCUGGAAGCUUCAACUCUGUUCACUCAAUCUGGAAAUUAAAUUAAAAAAUGCCCGCUGUUUCACCUUGGAAAGAGUUGGGCUACAUGAAGAAUA
Molecule: messenger RNA, 2922 nt
Organism: Protopterus annectens (West African lungfish)
Lineage: Eukaryota; Metazoa; Chordata; Ceratodontiformes; Protopteridae
Product: SLAIN motif-containing protein-like
Exons: 9
Coding region: 247-2235 (662 amino acids)
Biological process (GO): cytoplasmic microtubule organization; positive regulation of microtubule polymerization; microtubule nucleation
Cellular component (GO): microtubule plus-end
Source: RefSeq, a predicted model, not a curated record